Rosa chinensis is the source of this 1713-nucleotide messenger RNA. RefSeq lists its product as uncharacterized. The transcript has 4 exons. Lineage: Eukaryota; Viridiplantae; Streptophyta; Magnoliopsida; Rosales; Rosaceae. The coding region runs from base 1 to 1713 and encodes 570 amino acids. The record is from RefSeq and is a predicted model, not a curated record.
AUGAAUGCAUUUCGCCAAGCUUUGCUGGACUGCAAUCUUGCAGACCUAGGGGUGGCUAGCGGACCCUUCAGAUGGAGUGAUGCCCAUACAAAGGAGAGGUUAGAUCGGGUUGUUGGUUCCUCAGAGUGGCAAGGGGCUUUUGGCUUCUCAAGGGUAGUUAACCUACCCCCUAGCAUAUCUAACGAUGUUCCUAUGCUUCUGGAGGUCCGAACGGAACAGAUUGUGCAUCAUAGAGGCAGGAGGCAGUUUAGAUUUGAAGAAAUGUGGUGUUCCCAUGAAGCUUUUACCCAGGUUGUGGAGGAGGCCUGGACAGAACCCCAGAAUGGGAGUCCGAUAGUGCAAGUGUGUCGAAAGAUAAAGGAUACGGGAAAGGCGUUGUUGGAUUGGGACAUAACUACUUUCAAAAGUAGGAGGGAAGAGCUGGCUUCGAGUCAACGUUCACGUGCAAUUUGGCUUAAAGAUGGAGAUAGGAAUUUUAAAUUUUUCCACCAAAGAGCCUCGAAUCGUAAGCAGAAGAAUAAGAUUAAAGGUUUGUUUGAUGAUAAUGGGGUAUGGCAGACUUCCUCUAAUGGCAUUGAAGACGUGGUUAUGAAAUACUUCCAGCAGGUUUAUGCUAGUCAGGCACCAGAUGUUAGAGCUCAAGAAGUGGUGUUGCAGACAAUUGUUUCAAGAGUUACUAUUGAAAUGAACGAGUUGUUAUUGGCUCCUUAUAGUAUGGAGGAGGUUCGAAAUGCCCUUUUCCAAAUGCAUCCCUCCGAAGCACCUGGAUUAGAUGGCAUGUCUCCCUUCUUUUUCCAGAAGUACUGGGAUCUUGUGGGGUCAGAGUUGCGAAGAGGCCAGGAGGGAUUUUUGGCUCUCAAAUUGGAUAUUACUAAAGCCUACGACCGUUUGGAGUGGGAUUUCCUCAGGAAAAUAAUGCUCAAAAUGGGAUUUGCGUCUCAAUGGGUGGAUUUGAUCAUGUUCUGCCUUUCCACAGUCCAGUAUUCUUUCCUCAUUAAUGGGAUUCCAAGCGGAUUUGUUACUCCUCAUCGAAAAUUAAGGCAAGGUGACCCCAUCUCUCCUUAUUUAUUUCUAUUAUGUGCUGAAGGAUUGUCAACCCUUAUUUCUCACUUUGUGGCUAACGGUCAAUGGCAAGAGCUGCGGGUCUGUGAUGGGGCCCCUAUUAUUAGUCAUUUGCUUUUUGCAGAUGAUAGUAUGUUGUACUCUAACGCUUCUUCUCAGGAUUGCAUUUUGAUUCGGAAUAUAUUAAAUGUCUAUGAGAGAGCUUCGGGGCAAAAGAUUAACCUGCAAAAGAGUAGUGUAGUAUUUAGUAGGAGUGUGCCUUCCCUUAUACGGCAAUCAUUGGCUGACAAUCUUGACGUUCAGGUAGUGGACAAGCAUGAGAAGUAUCUUGGCAUUCCUACUCUGGGAGAUGAAACUAAGUUAGCUUCGGAAGUUGUGCCACUUACUCUAGGAUGGUGGGAGGAAUUUAAGGUUGCUCAUUCACCUUCUCGUCUUGCAUCUCCAAUACAGAAUGUUAGAUGGACGAAGCCUCCUAUAGGUAUGAUCAAACUAAACGUGGAUGUGGCUUUUAGCAAUGUGGAUGGGAGUGUAGGUGUUGGGGGUGUGUUUCGAGACUUUGAAGGCUCUUGUCUGGGAGGUUUUCGCCACACACUUCCUACAGCUUCUUCCGCUCAUCAUGCGAAACUGGUAGAGCUGCUGGUGGGCGUCUAG